AUGGAUGAGGAGGAUAUAGAGGUGAGGUGGGUGGUCGUUACCGAGGGUAAAAUCCUAAUUACCUUUUCCAAUGAAUAUUAAAUAAAUAUCGAAUUUCAUUAAACCUCUGAUCACGUAAAGAAGCAGUAGAUCUCUAGUCUUUUGGUUGCAGAGAUCUUUUUGGUGCUAUCAAUGGAAAAGAAAGAGAAAAAACAAAUAAAAAGGCAAACGAGUGGGAGGGGUCUGGUCCGAGUCUGAUCUGUGUAGACUCUAUACUUCCUCUUCCUCUGUAUUCUUUCUCUCUUAUUAAAUCCUUCCCACCCCACUAGUUUGUCUCAUUGCUUUUUUCUUUUCAUUUGAUCCCAUGCUCUAAAUUCCAUCCUCCCCUUUUGUCUUCUCCACUUUUCUCUUUUAUCUUCUUCUUCCUUCUUCUUCCUCAACAAAGGUAGAGGCCAUAGAUUUUGAUAAUAUCAGAAAGAGAAAACAGAGCCUACCCAUCUACUGUGCUUCUUUCUUUUUCUUUUUUAUGGUCUUUUUUGGGUUGAAUUAAAAAAUGGGUACUGGUUGGAGACGAGCCUUCUGCACUACAAUCCCUCGAGAUCCAGCAGAUCAAACCAGAGUAUCAGAGAAGCAGCAGAGAAGCCCAAGCCCAAGUCCCAGAAGCUGUACGAGGCUUGGUUUCUUCUCCAGUGGCAGCAGCAACCCUUCUACUCCGAGAUUGCAAUCUCAGCCGGUGAUCUCAACCCAGAGCUCCAUUGAUGACCAUGAAAGCCCCAGGCUGCUUGAAUGCAAAACCAGUAGUAGCACUCCCAAGAGUACAAGAACUUCCUUUCUCUCCAGCUCAAACCCAACUUCUCCUCGAUCCCCUCUCAAGCUCUCCCUCUUCAGAAACAGCUUCAAAUUUCGAAGCAACUGUGGGAUUUGCUUGAACAGCGUGAAGACAGGGCAGGGCACAGCCAUAUACACAGCAGAGUGUGGUCACGCCUUCCAUUUCCCUUGCAUAGCUGCUCAUGUGCGCAGCCAUGACAGCCUCGUUUGCCCAGUCUGCAACUGCACAUGGAAAGACGUCCCUCUCCUCGCCAUCCACAAAAACCUCAACCAAUCCCGAAACGACGUCGUGGAGCCCACCAAACCCAAGCCCAGGGAAGUGGAGAAGAAGAUAAUAGUGGAGGCCUCCUCACCCAGAGCCUCAUCGAAGCCAUUGUACGACGACGACGAGUCUCUUUUCUCUCCCACAUCACGGAUCAUCCCUAUACCAGAAGCCGACGAUGAAGACGAAGAUGCCACAGACCCAUUCCCCGAAAACGACGACGUCGAGGAGUUCCAGGGCUUUUUCGUCAAUCCGAACCCUUCAUCUUCCGACGCGCAAAUCAACGGCCGAGAUAUCAGAACCAAUAAUGUCCAGGUCAGGAUUUUACCCGAGUCCGCUUUACUCUCGUCGGGUCGGGGCUUCGACACCUACGUCGUGGCGUUGCGGGUCAAGGCUCCUCCGCCCCCAGUUUUUAAUACUUCGCGUCGUGUUUCGAUCGAUUUGGUGACGGUGCUCGACGUCAGCGGAAGCAUGAGCGGCGCGAAGCUCCAGAUGCUGAAACGGGCCAUGCGUUUGGUCAUUUCGUCGCUCGGCUCCAACGACCGGCUCUCGAUUGUCGCAUUCUCAGCUACCACGAAGCGGCUGCUGCCGUUAAAAAGAAUGACGGCUCACGGUCAACGUUUGGCCAGGAGAAUCGUUGACCGGCUUGUGUGCGGUCAGGGGACCAGUGUUGGCGAUGCAUUGAGGAAGGCGACUAAAGUGCUUGAAGAUCGGAGAGACAGAAAUCCGGUUGCUAGUAUCAUGCUCUUAUCGGACGGUCAGGAUGAGAGGGUGAAAAAUUCAGCCCAUCAACGUCAGGGAUCCGGCCACGUGUCGGCUACCCGAUUCGCUCAUAUUGAGAUCCCGGUUCAUGCUUUCGGGUUCGGUGAAACCGGCGGCUACAGCCAGGAGCCGGCUGAGGACGCGUUUGCCAAAUGCGUUGGGGGAAUUUUGAGUGUGGUGGUGCAAGACUUGAGAAUUCAGCUCGGCUUCGAUUCCGGCUCGGCUCCCGCUGAGAUUGCAGCCAUCUAUUCGUGCAAUGGAGGGCCUGCGGUGCACGGUUCAGCUUCCGUGCGGCUCGGCGACUUGUACGCCGAGGAAGAGAGGGAGCUGCUCGUUGAGCUGCGUGUUCCCCGAGCUUUGGCUCGCGGGAGCCACCAUGUUAUGUCAGUCCGGUGCCUUUAUAAAGACCCGGCUACUCAGGAAAUUGUGUAUGGGAGAGAGCAGGCGCUUUUAGUACCUCUCGCUGAUGCCGUUCGAUCAGCUUCCGGUCCAAAGAUCGAACGAUUAAGAGGUCUUUUUAUAACCACACGUGCCGUAGCCGAGUCACGGAGAUUGGUUGAGCAUAACGACUACUCUAGCGCGCAUCAUUUGCUUGCAUCGGCUCGGGCUUUGCUCCUAAAGUCUAAGUCUGCAUCGGCUGAGGAGCACGUACGCGGCUUGGAAGCUGAGCUGGCGGAGCUGCAUUGGAGGAGACAGCAUAAGAUCAUGGAGGAGCAGCAGCAGAUGCUGAUGAUGAUCCAACGGCGGAGGGGUGGCGGCAGCAGCGAGAGGGAGAUAGCCGUGGACGAAAACGGGGAGCCGCUUACGCCGACAUCAGCGUGGAGAGCGGCUGAAAAGCUGGCUAAAGUGGCUAUGAUGAAGAAGUCGUUGAAUAGAGUCAGCGACUUGCACGGCUUUGAAAAUGCUAGGUUUUAAUAUUUAUUUCUAGAGGGAAAAUAAAACAGCAUUUUUUCCUCUUUAUUUUUAUUUUUUGUAAUUUUAAAAAUUGGAUAAUAUGAUCAUUAUAUAAUAGGGACAAGGUGGUAGUAGACGGGCGCGACCCUCAUUCA
This is a messenger RNA of Prunus persica (peach), 2880 nucleotides long. RefSeq lists its product as uncharacterized. Lineage: Eukaryota; Viridiplantae; Streptophyta; Magnoliopsida; Rosales; Rosaceae. The record is from RefSeq and is a predicted model, not a curated record. Bases 533 to 2746 code for a protein of 737 amino acids. The transcript is spliced from 2 exons.